CUAAAACCGAACACACUCUGUCCCUUUCUUUGCCACUCGUUUCUGUGUGUUUCUUUUUUCUUUUCUAUUAUUUUUCUUCUUUUCUCAAACAUUUUUUCCGUCUCUCCCACCUCAAUGCCUUGGAGUUGGGCCUGAAGAGGAAAGCUGAAGGCUUCCAAAAUUCCCAUUUCCCAUUUCCCAUUUCCCCACUAUCCCUUUCUUCUCCUUUCCCUUUAUCAUCCAUCAUCCAAGUACAUUAUCCACUCUUCCCAAUUUUGCAUUCCAAUUUAUCUUUUGCUUCUUUUCUACCAUUCUUCUAACACCUUCUACAGAUUCAGCCUCCCUGCCCAUGUCGAUACCCGAUUUUCUUUUGGUCUUAGCCGCCAUUUCUCAUUCUUCACUUCCUUCAUCUCUUCCUAUUUUCUCUCCUCUUUAAGCUUUCUCGGAUUCCCCAGAUGAAGAUGCAGCUUGACUUGUGAAUUUCUACCAGAAAUUGAGAUUACUUUAUCAUUUCAUGGGGUGAAAAAAGUGAUGAUGCUGCACAACUGGGUUUCAGUUGUUUGUCAGUGCUCUGAAGAGUGUAUAGCUGAACUGGGAAGGAUCCUGAUCUGAGAAAUUUUCUGUUGGAAGUAAGUUAAAGCACCUUGAGAAUCAGUCUUGUCUGCAUUUUUUUUUUUAUAAAAAAACGUUCUGCGAAUCGCUACCAUAGAAGGAAACUGAGAGUGUGUUGGAGUAGAGGAAGUUGCUUGAUGUAUUUGAGACUCAGGGGCAUUGGUAAUAUGGGCGAUGGUUCUAUGGAUGACAUGAAAGGAACUAGAGUUUCUUUGAUCGAGUCAUCGGCUUCGAGAUUAAUGAAGAGGUCACGUGCCCCUGGAAGCGGUCCCCAAGUCCCUUCCUGUAUGGUUGAUGGUUGUAGCUCAGACCUUAGCAAAUGCAGGGACUAUCAUCGCCGCCAUAAAGUAUGUGAGCUCCAUUCUAAAACACCAAAAGUAACCAUUUGCGGUCAGGAACAACGAUUCUGUCAGCAGUGUAGCAGAUGGUUGAAUCAGUGUUGGAUGCAAAUAUUUGUGAGAUACUUACAUUUUGUGUUUCUUUUACUUCUUAUCUUUGUAUGGUUGGUUCCCUUCUUGGCAUUCGUUUCAGUUCCCUUAACAUGUGCUUGUAGAUUCCAUUCUUUGGUGGAGUUUGAUGAUCGAAAACGAAGCUGUAGGAAGCGUCUCGAUGGGCACAACCGACGUCGAAGAAAGCCUCAACCAGCGACUAUGACACUAAAUGCAGGAAGAUUUCUCUAUGGCAACCAAGGUCCAAGAUUCUUACCAUUUGGUAAUCAAUUACUGUCUGCCAGCAAUGAUGUGAGCUCUUCUUGGAUUGGAAUGAUCAAACCCGAGAGCAAUGCCCCUCUUUGCAGCGGCAACUCACAGUUUGACUUUGGUGACAGAAGAAAAAGUAUGUUGCUGCCUGGAUCAUUGGCUUGUGAUUACAAAGAAAAACAAUUAGCAAUCUCUUGCAUCCCUAUAGGAUUGCUUCCCAAAUCAUCCGAUGCUCACCCAUUUCUCGACGUUGAAUCCAGCAACGGAGAGAAUGUUCAGAAAGUGUUCGGAAACGGAUCAGAUCAGUUCUUCAACUCUGACUGUGCUCUCUCUCUUCUGUCAACACCAGUUGAGCCCGGGGAGAUUAAUCUAAGCUCCAUGAGCCAAUCCAACCUCAUCACCCCAGCCCAUUUCAUCCACAGUGACGGUCUUGGCUUGGAGAGUGACCCUGUUAAUUCUGGUAUGGUCUCGGACGGUAGCAGCCAUGGCAACAUACGGUGCUACCCGACGUUCCAGGAUGGUCUUGCUGGAUCAUCUGUAGAUUUAUUCAGGUAUUGAAACAUGAAAGUUGGGUCAUUCUUGUAGGUUCUGAGAUAGAUUUAUGUAAUAUGCCUAUUCUCUUCAGGAUUUAACUCAGCCACUGUUAACCUUCCAAUCUCUGCUUGCUUCUUUUGUUCUGUGAGUUUUAAGGAAUGCUGUUGUGUUGUGUGUGAAAUGUCUGUUUCGAUGUUUUUACUUUGUUCAGACUUGAGAUUUGGAAUAUUAAUUUUGUGCCUCUUUUCAGUUCCUCUUC
This is a messenger RNA of Cucurbita pepo subsp. pepo (vegetable marrow), 2082 nucleotides long. RefSeq names its product squamosa promoter-binding-like protein 16. Gene Ontology annotation, cellular component: nucleus. The record is from RefSeq and is a predicted model, not a curated record. Gene Ontology annotation, molecular function: DNA binding. NCBI's taxonomy places the organism in Eukaryota, Viridiplantae, Streptophyta, Magnoliopsida, Cucurbitales, Cucurbitaceae.